Molecule: messenger RNA, 10495 nt
Organism: Panthera uncia (snow leopard)
Lineage: Eukaryota; Metazoa; Chordata; Mammalia; Carnivora; Felidae
Gene: RC3H2
Product: ring finger and CCCH-type domains 2
Exons: 20
Coding region: 668-4009 (1113 amino acids)
Molecular function (GO): metal ion binding
Source: RefSeq, a predicted model, not a curated record
GUGGUGACAGAGCAAAGCCUGCUUGGGAUUCUCUCUCUCUUCUGUCUCUUUCUGCCCCUCCCCUGCUCACUCUCUCUCUCGCACUCUCUCUUUCUCUCUAAAUAAAUAAAUAAAUAAAUAAAUAAAUGAGAUUUUACUAAUUUGGUAUAUGCAAUAAUUAUAGAACUUUGUCCAUUAAGGGGUACAACGUGUGUCUAGUGAUACUUGAGACAUAAAAAAUAUUCAUCAUACCUGACACCAUGAUUGUAUUCUGCAAAAGAUUUUUUUUUAGAUAAUGUCUUAAAUCCUUAGGCAAAACCAUAAAUUUUAUUAUAAUUUUAUAUUUCAUUGUGUUCAAUGCUGUGGUCAAAAUUUAUGUUUAUAAGUGAUUUUGGUUGUGGGUCCCCUGGGUGGCUCAGUCAGUUGAGCGUCUGACUUCAGCUCAGAUUGUGAUCUCACAGUUGUGAGUUUGAGCCCCACAUUGGGCUCACUGCUACCAACCUGUCAACAUUAGCCUGCUUCAUAUCCUCUGCCCCUCCACCACUUGCGCUCUCUCAAAAAUAAAUAUUUUUCAAAAAUAAGUGAUUUUGGUGGAUAACAUUAUUUUUAAGUUUAUUUAUUUGAGAGAUGACAGAACACAAGCAAGGGGAGGGACAGAGAGAGAGGGAGAAUCCGAAGCAGGCUCCUCAUGGUACCAGAUCAUCAGUCAAUAAAGUUAAGUAAUCUAGGUGAGAACAAACACUAUGAGGUUGCAAAGAAAUGUGUUGAGGAUUUGGCACUCUACUUAAAACCACUAAGUGGAGGUAAAGGUGUAGCUAGUUUGAACCAGAGUGCACUGAGCCGUCCAAUGCAAAGGAAACUGGUGACACUCGUAAACUGUCAGCUGGUGGAGGAAGAAGGUCGUGUAAGAGCCAUGCGAGCAGCCCGUUCGCUUGGAGAAAGAACUGUAACAGAACUAAUAUUACAGCACCAGAAUCCCCAGCAACUGUCUGCCAACCUAUGGGCUGCUGUCAGGGCUCGAGGAUGCCAGUUUCUAGGGCCAGCUAUGCAAGAAGAGGCCUUGAAGCUGGUGUUGCUCGCAUUAGAAGAUGGUUCUGCUCUCUCAAGGAAAGUACUGGUACUUUUUGUUGUUCAAAGACUAGAACCAAGAUUUCCUCAGGCAUCUAAAACAAGUAUUGGUCAUGUUGUGCAACUACUGUAUCGAGCUUCAUGUUUUAAAGUUACCAAAAGGGACGAAGACUCUUCCUUGAUGCAGCUAAAGGAGGAAUUUCGGAGUUAUGAAGCAUUACGCAGAGAACAUGAUGCUCAAAUUGUUCAUAUUGCUAUGGAAGCAGGACUCCGCAUUUCACCUGAGCAGUGGUCCUCACUUCUGUAUGGUGACUUGGCACAUAAAUCACACAUGCAGUCUAUCAUUGAUAAGCUGCAGUCUCCAGAAUCAUUUGCAAAGAGUGUCCAGGAAUUGACAAUUGUUUUGCAACGAACAGGUGACCCAGCUAACUUAAAUAGACUGAGGCCUCAUUUAGAGCUUCUUGCAAACAUAGACCCUAAUCCAGAUGCUGUUUCACCAACUUGGGAGCAGCUAGAAAAUGCAAUGGUAGCUGUUAAAACAGUGGUUCAUGGCCUUGUGGACUUCAUACAAAAUUAUAGUAGAAAAGGCCAUGAGACACCUCAGCCUCAGCCAAACAGCAAAUACAAGACUAGCAUGUGCCGAGAUCUGCGUCAGCAAGGAGGGUGUCCCCGAGGAACAAAUUGUACUUUUGCCCAUUCUCAGGAAGAACUUGAAAAGUAUCGAUUAAGGAACAAAAAGAUCAAUGCAACUGUAAGAACAUUUCCUCUUCUAAAUAAAGUUGGUGUAAACAACACUGUCACAACCACAGCCGGAAAUGUCAUUUCUGUCAUAGGAAGUACUGAAACAACGGGGAAAAUUGUUCCAAGUACAAAUGGAAUUUCAAAUGCAGAAAACAGUGUUUCCCAGCUAAUCCCACGUAGUACUGACAGUACUUUAAGAGCUCUGGAGACUGUGAAGAAAGUGGGGAAGGUUGGCACUAAUGGUCAGAACGCAACUGGGCCUUCUGCAGAGUCUGUAACUGAAAAUAAAAUUGGCUCUCCACCCAAGACUCCUGUAAGUAAUGUAGCGGCUACCUCAGCUGGGCCUUCUAAUGUUGGAACAGAGCUGAAUUCUGUGCCUCCAAAAUCCAGCGCAUUUAUAACUAGAGUACCAGUAUAUCCUCAGCAUUCUGAAAACAUUCAGUAUUUUCAAGAUCCAAGGACUCCGAUACCCUUCGAAGUCCCACAGUACCCCCAGACAGGAUACUACCCACCACCUCCAACGGUACCAGCUGGUGUGGCUCCCUGUGUUCCUCGCUUUGUGAGAUCCAAUAAUGUUCCAGAGUCCUCCCUCCCACCUGCUUCUAUGCCAUAUGCCGAUCAUUACAGUACAUUUUCCCCUCGAGAUCGAAUGAAUUCUUCUCCUUACCAACCUCCUCCUCCGCAGCCGUAUGGACCAGUUCCGCCAGUACCUUCUGGAAUGUAUGCUCCUGUGUACGACAGCAGGCGCAUCUGGCGCCCACCUAUGUACCAACGAGAUGACAUUAUUAGAAGUAAUUCUUUACCUCCAAUGGAUGUGAUGCACUCGUCUGUUUAUCAGACGUCUUUGCGGGAAAGAUAUAACUCAUUAGAUGGGUACUAUUCAGUGGCUUGCCAGCCACCAAGUGAGCCAAGGACAAGUGUGCCUUUACCAAGGGAACCUUGUGGUCAUUUGAAGACCAGUUGCGAGGAGCAGAUAAGAAGAAAGCCAGAGCAGUGGGCACAGUACCACACUCAGAAAGCACCUCUUGUCUCUUCAACUCUUCCUGUGGCAACACAGUCACCAACACCACCUUCUCCUCUAUUCAGUGUAGACUUUCGCACUGAUUUCUCUGAGAGUGUGAGUGGUACAAAAUUUGAAGAAGAUCAUCUUUCUCAUUAUUCUCCUUGGUCUUGUGGCACCAUAGGCUCCUGUAUAAAUGCCAUCGAUUCAGAGCCCAGAGAUGUAAUUGCUAAUUCAAAUGCUGUAUUAAUGGACCUGGACAGUGGAGAUGUUAAGAGAAGAGUGCAUUUAUUUGAAACUCAGAGAAGGACAAAAGAAGAAGACCCAAUAAUUCCAUUUAGUGAUGGACCUAUCAUCUCAAAAUGGGGUGCAAUUUCCAGAUCUUCACGUACAGGUUACCAUACCACGGAUCCUGUCCAGGCCACUGCUUCCCAAGGAAGUGCCACUAAGCCUAUCAGUGUAUCAGAUUAUGUUCCUUAUGUCAAUGCUGUUGAUUCAAGGUGGAGUUCGUAUGGUAACGAGGCCACGUCAUCAGCACACUAUAUUGAACGGGACAGAUUCAUUGUUACUGAUUUAUCUGGUCAUCGAAAGCAUUCCAGUACUGGAGACCUUUUGAGCAUUGAACUUCAGCAGGCCAAGAGUAACUCAUUGCUUCUUCAGAGGGAGGCCAAUGCACUGGCCAUGCAGCAGAAGUGGAAUUCCCUGGAUGAAGGCCGCCACCUUACCUUAAAUCUUCUAAGCAAGGAAAUUGAACUGAGAAAUGGAGAGAGUGAUUAUACAGAAGAUGCAAGCGAUACUAAGCCUGAUAGGGAUAUUGAGUUAGAGCUUUCGGCACUUGAUACUGAUGAACCUGAUGGACAAGGUGAACAAAUUGAAGAGAUCCUGGACAUACAGCUGGGUAUCAGUUCUCAAAAUGAUCAGUUGCUGAAUGGAACAGCAGUGGAAAAUGGGCAUCCAGUCCAACAGCACCAAAAGGAGCCACUGGAGCAGAAGAGACAGAGUUUAGGUGAAGACCAUGUGAUUCUGGAGGAGCAAAAAACAAUUCUGCCGGUAACUUCUUGCUUUAGCCAGCCACUCCCAGUGUCCAUUAGCAAUGCAAGUUGCCUCCCCAUCACCACAUCUGUCAGUGUUGGCAACCUCAUUCUGAAAACUCACGUUAUGUCUGAAGAUAAAAACGACUUUUUAAAACCUGUUGCAAAUGGGAAGAUGGUUAACAGCUGAAAGGAGGUUCAUCUUUCAAAUUUGUGACCAUACCAUGGAAGCAUUUACACUAGCUUUUUAUAUAUAUAAUAUAUAUUAUAUAAUGUAUAUUUUUUUUAAAAAAAGAUAUUACCGGGGGCAUCCAUUUCCUGUGGACUCUUUGAUACUUCAAGCCCUCUUGCAUUAGCAUUAUGAAAAAAAAAGAAAAUUUACUUUACUAGGGUAACACGUUCACUUUCCAGAGGUGAUUGGAAUUUGGACAUUUAACUUAAGCUUCAAGCAGCUUUUUAUGAGUUUGUAGCAAUCCGGUGCAGUAACUGAGCCAUUUCCUAUUUUAAAUGGCUUCUAUAGAAAAUUAACAACUCAGUUAUUAAACUAGCAGGAUCCUACAAUGAUACAUCUAGUGAAAGUAGACUUAAUUAACUUAUUUAUUUCUAUUUUAUGUUUUGCUGAGAGAAAUUUCCAUCUCAUUCCAGCUGCUUUAUUUAUCUUUUUCAUGGGACUUUGCAUGGAUUUUUUUUCUUUUUCUUUCUUUCUUUCCUUCUUUUUUUUUCUUUUUUUUUUCUUUUUUUACUUUGAAGAGUGGAGUUAGAUGUUCUUACCAUAGAAUUUUACAGGGUUAUAUACUAGCUUUCUUUACUGCAUUAUAUGUAGGAGUGUGGUGCAGUGCUUUUAUCUGUAGCAUUGAAAUUUUUUUUAAUUUUCCAUUUUUCAAGCCUAGUUUCUGCUUUGUUAAUAUUUAUACACAGGCUACUUGUUGAAGUAAGUAAUUAAAUAUAUAACCAAGUGCCUAAGUCUUUCAGCUGAUGUACUAGAUAUUAAAUUCUCCUAAGUUAUGCAGAAUCGUUUUUACAAUUUUGAUAAAUUAUGCACUAAUGUAAUGGCAGUUUUUUAAAACGCAGAUUUAAGCCUGUACAUUAUUGAAUCUGAUGACUUGGCAAAAGAAUCAGGUGCUUUCAGCUUUCUUGAGAAAACCCUGUAUGUAGCGUUUGCACUGACUAACAAGAUGGUAUUGCUGGGUUUUUUUUUAUUUAAACUGAUUAAUUUGGAUGUUCAUUGCAAUAUCUUGGUUAAGUAUUGUUUAUUGUUACUUCACGUUGCGUUUAAUUUUCCUUGUUCUCUGACCGUUAGGUUGAUAAGACUAUGAACCAUGUAAUAAUAGAACAUUGGCUAACCUUUAUUCGUACUUAAAAACAUGAGUAAUUUCUGCCCUGCUAAAUGUGACUGAAAAGUGUUUGGACCUGGCAUCUGGAAGCAUGCAGUAUGUUCAACCAGCCAUGCCCCAGAUUUGGGGGAGGUAUUUUUGAAACCUAAACUUCAGUCGACAUUUGGAAACAAAAACUGGGCAUUCCUUCCUGGUGAUCUCACCUAUAGUUUGUCUUCGUUUUUCCCCAGUUUCUUUAAGAUUAGUUUGACUUUUAUUAUUUUUUUUUUAAUUAACUUCUGUGAAGUUGUUUACUCUGAAAAUUGUACUGGAAUAUUUUAAGCCAAGCUGAUCUUUCACCAGGUGUACUGUAUGUAAGGGCUUUUCCUGCUAGCAAGAUGCUUAAACAGGAUCAUGUUAUUGGUCGUCUGAGCUAUUUAGUUGUUUUACAAAACCACAGCAUUGUAUCAGAUAAGAUUUUGAUAAAAAGUUUUGUGCACAUUUCCAGGGGCGGGAGGGUUGACAUUUCCCUGAAAUUUCUUGAUCAGAAUGAGUAAAUGCUGGUGUUUGAUACCUGUCUUAAUGAACAUGCUCAUAAGGUGACUGAUAAGUUGUAAAUAUACCUGAGAAACAAAGGGGUAGUUUUGAUAUUCUGGUGUCAGUAUGGAAGAUCUUACACAUUUAUUUAAUAUUCAAAUGUAUGAGGAUGUUUGUUUGUAGCAUAACAGCACAGUAGCCUUGACUUCGUUUCCUUUGGUUAGUACUGUACCCUUUUGCCAUGGCCAGUGCUCCCUAUCCCUACAAAGACAUUUUAUUUAUUUCACUCUGUAACCUGAAAUGAAUAGGAACAAGAGUUUUAAACCAUGUUACAUUAACUUAUUUCUGACAUUAUAAAUUAGCCUAGGAUAUUACAGGAACAUGAUUGUUAUAUAAUUUAUAUCAGAACCCUUCUAUAAAUAUGCGCUUAUUACAUUUAAAAUGCUUCCAAUGUACUUUAUUUGCUGUUUGUAUUUCCAAAAAGGAUAUGCAAACCAGUAUGUCUAUUUCAUGGAUAUUUAAAUAGUGAGAUCUUCCAUGUUGAAGGUAAUGUAUUUUUUUUUAAGAUUUUAAAAUUGCUAUUUUGUUACAAAAUAGAGACCUAUUAACAGUUUGAGAGCUCCUUAUGUGCCCUCAGGGAAAGAACCCUCUGUGCAACAGAACUACGCAAAACAUCUUCAGCACGUUCUGAGGGUGAAUAUAUACUACAUAAAUUGAUCUUGUGUAUUUAACCUUAUCUUUUUAAUUUUAAAAUUGAAAUUUUGAAACUUGGUUGUGCUCUGCUGGAGGGGUUUGGGAUAAACUGCUUAGGUGUUUGCCUACUUGUCCAGUGAAAUUACAUUUGCAUCAGUGUAUGUAUAUACCUGCCAACCUUAUUGGUAUGUCUCAGAACAUUUAUAUUAAAAUAAUGCUUGUCUUGCAGCAGGUGAUCCCAUAAAACAAUAACUCCCUGUUCUUAAAAACUUACUCUCGUUCUCACUAACAACAUAGGAAUUGUUUCUUUGUUGGGAUUAUUCUGUAUUGCAUCCUUUAUAUAGUGGCCAUCUUCUGUUUCUCAUGGUGGGUUUAAUGUGAGGGAAAGAUGUUGGUUCUCUGCCACUUUAGAAGAAAGAGCAGUCUUUCUGAUCCUUCUUCAAAAAGUUACUCCCUGAUGUCAAGAGGAAAAAAAUUAUAAAUCAGACCUAGGAUGUGACUUUUUAAAAUUGGGUGCAUUCCCUGUCAUUUGACCCUUUUACCAACAUGUGAUGUACAUGCGUUUGAAAUCAGUAUAUAAGGCAAUAGGAGAGGAAAUGUGUGAUGUUGGUAAUUUAACUACGUGUGGUGCCUGUGGUUCAAUUAGGAAAAAAUAGUCUGAGGUCUGGAAAGUAGGAAAAUGGUGGGUUGUGUGUUUGGUUUACUUCUUACAUUUUUGUUUUUCCAUUUCUGAGUCCCAUUCUGAAGUCCAUGUGCCUCAUUCAGAUUCUGUGAAUCUAAAUUCAGUAGUUCUCUUUUGUAGUAUCGUUUCAUUUUAUAAAUUCUGAGAUUAUGUAUGUAUUUCGUCUAGUUGGUGCCUGACCAGAGCAGAUUCCCUUGCCUGUCCUGCCAUGACUUCCUUUCAGUACCAUCUGAUAAGCAAGUGUCAUGCAUGAAGGUUGUGCAUAUAAUUUUCAAGAGAAGGUAGUACUUCGUUGGGUCGAUGGCACUGAUUUUUUCCUAGUAGUUACUUACUCUCACAAGAGAAUUAUAAACGAAACCUCGCCUCCUGUACGAGAACUGAAAUUUUCCAUUUGUAUGGAUCUAGUCCCGUUCACUCAAAUUUCAAGUUGAUUCCAAGUAUAUAAAGCACAUCCCAAUUUUAUAUGCUGCCUUGAGAAAAUAAGAAGAUGCACAGCUAUUUCUAGGAAUUUAAAAUGGGAUCAUUUAAAUAUUUGAAAACGUUGUUUUAAAAACCAUCUAGCUUACUCUUGCAUUUUAGAUGUUAAAGCCUGUGUUGUCUUGUUAGCAGGGGUGCAAUUGUAAUGAUUAGAUUCAGAUUCAGCAUGUGAUUUCAACUUUGAAUCUGAAUGUUUCUUCCCUAGCUUCUUUGUGUCAUUUCCUGAGCAGACUGUCACCAGUGUUGGUAACUAGGCUUAAAGGGAAAAGUUGCAUUGCAACUAUGUGUUAGUUUCCUGGAAGAACUUUUCUUGUGUUUUAGUGAGUGAAGAGUGUUGAUGGGAUCACUUACUGUAACUCCUUCAUGAGAACCCCUUCUGCAAGCAGAAGCAGAACACAAAUGAACGUGCUCAAGGAGUAUCCCAUUUUCUGGAUAAACUGAAUACAUUUGCUAGUUGUUCCUUUUUACUAGCAGUUUCUUUGUAUCCCUUUGCUGGCAAGGGAAUACAAGGAGUCAAGGCCACUGAUCAGAACACCCCACAUUUGAGUGGAGUCUUAUUUCUACUCCAAGAGCAGUUAUUCCCCCAAAUCCAAAAUUGGCAAUUUUUCUUUUUUUAAAUAAAAUUUUAAAAAUAUCCUCAAACCAGUGGAACAUAGACACUGGCUGCACUUAGUACUGCCAACAGCCAAGGUCAUUUGCAUAUAUUCCAUCAAUCUGUCGAGAAUUAGGCCUCACUUUAUAACCCAAGGCAUGGAAGUGCAUGCAUUCUCUUAGCUGGGCAAACAAUUAUACUGUAGUUGUGAUACAACACAUGUGGCUUUUAUUUGUACUGCACAUAUCCACUGUACAGCCACUUGGGAGUAUCGUGGUUAGCUUGCAGCAACUGCUGUCUGCAUUUAUACUGUUUAUUGCAUAUUCUUUUCCCUGGAAGUGAAAGAGAAAUGUUUUUCUUGUUGCAUUGAUUACAUUUUAUAAAUUUGCUUAGCUGGAAAGUUUGGGAAAAGAGGCCUGUUUGUCAAUUGUACAACCGAUUGUGAAGCUCUAGUGUGAAUAUUUUUACGUCUGUAUUAGACAUUUUCUUUGCAAAUCUAUUGUUCGAUUGAAAUGUAAAUGAAAUUAAAGAUGGUGUACACCCAUCAUGUAAAAAGCAGGCACCAUCUCUAAGAUGGAUUUAAUGCUCAUUUUUAAGGCAUAUACUCAGCUUCUAUUUAAAACUAUAAUUUAAAAUAAUUCUGUACAAUGAAAUGGGGAAUAUAUAUGGGAAUAAAUUCUAUUCCAUUUAUUUCAAUUUGAAUUUCCAAAUUGUAAUGUUUCCCUUUGUGCUAUAGGAAUAGGAUUAAAUGGGGGAAGGCUAGGAUUUCUAAAGGCCUGUAUAUGGGGGGAGGGCAGAGAUGGAACAAUGAGGGUUGUGAUGAUAGUGAAUAGCAAAGAGUGAAUUCUGUGUGUUUUUGCUGUAGCACUGAAGUGAAGAGAUAUUAGCUUUGGCUGUUCACAGAAUAGAGCAUCAUGAUUUUCAGUGUUUGAGAGAAAAUUGAUGGAAAAAGUUUGCAGUACUUGACAUGUAUUUGCAUGCACAAAAUAAAAUUAUUUGUCCACCUUAAAAGUUGUUUUAGUGUCAAUAUUAAGUUCAUGGUGCAUUUUAGUUAUAUUGAUAUCCUUGGUAUACAUUUUGGCUUAAUUAAGCUACCAGGAUACUCCUUGAGAUUUAAAUAAUCACCUGCCUCAGAGAGCCUGGCUGGCUUAGUUGGUAGAGUAUGCGACUCUUGAUUUUGGGGUUGUGAGUUUGAGCCCCACGUUGAGGGGUAGAUUGUACUUAAAAAUAUUUUUUUUUAAUGUUUUUAAUUUUUUUUUUUUUUUUUUUUUUUUUGAGAGAGAGAGAGUGGCGUGAGUAGGGGAGGGGCAGGGAGAGAGGAAGACACAGACUCCAAAGCAGGCUCCUGUGCUGACAGCUCAGAGCCUGACACAGGCCUCGAAACCACAAACCACGAGAUCAUGACCUGAGCCGAAGUUGGAUGCUUAACUGACUGAGCCACCCAGGUGCACUCCUAAAAAUCUUUUAAAAAUAAAUAAAUAAUUGCCUGCCUCACACAUACGUUCCUGGGAAGGAUCUGAAGAAUGAAUAGACCAGGAAGGUUGAAAUAUUUUGUAAUCCAGUCACUUCAGUCAUUAAAAUAUAGAUAAAGUACUUUCUGUAUGGGAAAUGAGGGCAUAGAUAAUACUAGCAGUUCACAGUCUAGGUGAGGAAGGAAAUAGGACAAAUACAUAAAUGUAAUAAGCCCUAGUCCGUGCUGGUCAUUAAGUUCAAUAAAACACGAACCCUUCCUCUGGAAGCUCACAGUGUAGAAAAUGGGGAAGACAGAUCUGAAUAACCAGCUCAGUGAGCUAUGUUCUAAUGUAGGGUGUAUGGAAACUCCAAAAGGUAAAUUAUGGGGCAGAUGGUAGUGGUGGUAAGCCAGAGGAGAUGGUUCUUUGAGAAAUGAUCCCAGGCUAGAUUUUGUAGGCUGAAUAACAGGUCACCAGGCAGAGACGGGAAUAAACACCCAAGCACCUACCCUACCUUCACGACAACCCACUCUGUACCUGAACAGUUCUUCUCUAUAGAUAUUAUCCCUAUUUUCUAUCUGAGAUGUUAAGUAACUUGCCCAAGGCUCACAGCUAGAAAGUAGUGGAGUCAGACUCAAGUCUGUUCUACCUCCCAAAGGCAGUGAGUGAGGGUGACGAUUGGAACCUGUUUUAGCUAUAAGUGUUACAAUGCAAGGAGUUUUUAACAAAUAGUUUACGUAACUCUUAGAGCACUUAAUAUGUUCCAGACACAGUUCUAAGUGCUACAGGUAUAUUAAAAUCUAGGACCAUUAUUGUCACCAUUUUACAGGUGAGAAGACUAAGGGAGAGCAUUUGCCUGAAUUCACAUGACUAGAUGAGGUAGGCAGGGAUCUCUAUGAAGGACACUGAAUACCAUAAUAAAAAGACUGUU